Molecule: messenger RNA, 1590 nt
Organism: Tribolium madens (black flour beetle)
Lineage: Eukaryota; Metazoa; Arthropoda; Insecta; Coleoptera; Tenebrionidae
Product: RYamide receptor
Exons: 6
Coding region: 248-1495 (415 amino acids)
Biological process (GO): neuropeptide signaling pathway
Cellular component (GO): membrane
Molecular function (GO): neuropeptide Y receptor activity
Source: RefSeq, a predicted model, not a curated record
UUUCAGCAAACAUUUUGGCGAUAUUAUAAAGUGAUUUGUUUGAGAUUAGCAAGUUAUUUCAAGCUUUCGAGUGCUAUUUAACAAAGUUACUGUAAAGUGUCAUCAAAGUUUUGAGCGGAACGCUGACGCGCUCAAGCAAUGCCACGUGAGCCACACCCUCGACUAGUCAUGGAUAUCUUCCAAAAGGCGAAAGAUCCGCAAAAAAAUAAAUUAUUAUCCACCCUUGGCUGAUCCUACCACCURGACAAUGGACUCCAACACAACCAAGAAUGAAACCUUCCUCUUCGACUGCGAGUUGGUCAACCCCAACAGCACCCUCGCCAACGUGUACUUUCUCAGUGCAGUGUAUUCCAUGUACGCAAUCAUUUUCGUGGUGGCCCUAAUCGGUAACAGCUUCGUGUGCUACAUCGUUCUCUCGUCUCCGCCGAUGCGAACAGUGACGAACUACUUCAUCCUGAACUUAGCCAUCGGUGACGUCCUCAUCACGCUCCUCUGUGUCCCUUUCACCUCCGUCUCCCUCCUGAAGCAGUAUUGGCCCUUCGGCAGCAUCCUUUGUCCCGUGGUCAACUACUCGCAAGCAUUGUCCGUUUUCGUGAGUGCUUACACUCUCGUCGCCAUCAGCAUCGACAAGUACAUGAUCAUCAUGUGGCCUCUGAAGCCGAGGAUCUCGAAGAGAUUCGCAACGUACAUUAUCGCGCUGGUGUGGCUAAUAGCCGGAAUCACGGUUUUACCCAGUGCCACAUURACGACCCUUAUAAACGACGAGGAGAUCUUAGGGACGAGCGCCUACGAACAAUGCGACAAAUACAUUUGUACAGAAGAGUAUUCAAAAGUCGGCCAAGAAUAUGGUGAUCUCUACACGAAGAUUUUAAUGUUCCUACAAUACAUAAUUCCUUCGCUCGUUUUACUCUUUACGUACACCAGCAUCGGUGUCGUAAUUUGGUGUCAUCGCAUUCCUGGUGAAGCAGAAAAUUCCAGAGAUCAACGGAUUGCAAAGAAUAAAACAAAGAUGAUCAAAAUGAUGGUGACUGUGGUCUGCGUGUAUACGAUUUGCUGGCUCCCUUACAACGUCCUCAUGAUCUUCAAAGAACACAUCAGCGGCAGUGUUAUGGUAUAUUUGUACUUCCCAUUACAUGGUCUGGCAAUGUCCCACGCUUGUUACAAUCCAAUAAUAUAUUGCUACAUGAAUGCACGAUUUCGAAAUGGUUUCCUCCAAGUUAUGAUGUCCAUCCCUUGCCUCCGUAGAUGUGUAACCCCAUUAACGACAUCAGCAAGAUUCUCACAUACAGGUGUGGAAGGUACGGAGAGUACAUCUUUACAGAGAAAUAACACGUGRACAACUUACAUCAGCAUGAAGCGCAAGAACUGCAACAAAUACACCACUUGCAAUCAUCAAUUACCUGUCAGAUCGGUGUCUGUGAUGAGAAAUACACACACCCACAAUGGGGUGAGACGGAUACGAUAUUCGCAGAAUAUCAUGGAUGAGCAAAUGUAAAWUUUCAAAUGUUCUCAGAUGAGUGUACUAUGUUAGAAGAUAAGUUUUUGUCCAAUUUUAUGUAGUUUCAGAGUAUCUGAAAUGUAUAUUUAAUA